Salpingoeca rosetta is the source of this 1257-nucleotide messenger RNA. RefSeq lists its product as uncharacterized. The record is from RefSeq and is a predicted model, not a curated record. The transcript is spliced from 9 exons. The coding region runs from base 1 to 1257 and encodes 418 amino acids. Lineage: Eukaryota; Choanoflagellata; Craspedida; Salpingoecidae.
AUGAAGGCCGCCCUGUGCGUGCUUGCUGUGGUGGCCCUGGCCGGCCUCUGCGCUCUCACCAACGCUCAAAGCCCACCGGAAGGCAUUGUGCUUGGCGAUGAGCUGACCUCCACGGAGUUCCUCAACACCGUGAACCUGGACAACUGUGCGGAGCUGACUGACUCGAGCGCUGGCUACUACUUUGAGGGCGGAGCCGCGACGGGUCUGACCCGCGACCGCUGCUCUGUUGGUGGUACCUGCCAGUGCCGCCAGUUUACGGAUGGCUGCGACAACGGAAACUGCGUUCGGGUGUGGCCGUGCACGGUUGAGGGCGGUGGUAUCAGCAGUGCCUGCCAAGCCAUCACCAACUGCACCCAGACCGUCUUCGAGACCAUCAUGGAGGUUGAGGUUGAGUGCAACCGCCAGAACAUGACGGACAAGGACGAGGCAGACCUCGAUGAGUUUGGCGCCAAGUGGAAGCAGGCGCUUGCGGAGGACUGCAACAUUGGCCGCGUGUGCCGGUACAACGGUGAUUCGAGCGACACGAUUGAUGUUGUUGCAUACAACCUGUUCCGCACGUACACGCUGAACGAGGCCCAUGUUGACGACAUUGACGCAUGUGCCGCAGACACGCUGUUCCGCUUCAACCGGUGCACGGUGUUGAGUGCUCGCAGCUGGCCUUCCCCCGACUUUGAGACGUUUGCGGACUGCAUGCUGUCGUACAGCCACUACUCUGUGUCUGCGCGUGACCAGCUGUACUCGUGCGAGUGCGGCAACGUGACCUCGUCCACGACCUUCGAUGAGAUCCAGGACAUCUUUGAGUGCUACCGGUUCUGUGCUGCCAACACGGCUGAUCGCAACUGCGACUAUGUUGUGACGACAACGUCAACGACCACGACAACCACAACGACGACUACUCUUGAGUGCCCGACCGUGGAGACUCCCGAGGCGCAGGUUGUGUACGAGUUCAUCACCUUUGGCAUCUCUGCGCCUGAGGGCAAUGAGGUUCGCUGUGUCGGUUACGCUGACGGCGGCCUUGCCUCGUACGAGAACGUCACGACAGACAUGGAGGACUUCUGGACGGUCCCUCUGUUUGACGGCGCCUACGGUGGCGACUACUUUGCCAUUGCAGACAACUCGACCGGCUCUGCUCAACUUCUUGUGACGGACAACCUGAAUGACACAUACACGCACGUGUGCAGUGCGCGCCCUGCUGGCAGCAGCCAGCUGUGCCCACUUGUGAUGACGGACCCCACGUCCUCCUCCACUGUCGCAUAA